UUCGUCCGCCUCUGCGCGCUCUGGGUCUCGCCUAGAACCAACUGCGGCGGAUCGCUCGGUCACCAAAAAGCUCGCCGAAUCGGUUUAGAGGUUUGGGGAGCGGGGGACUGGGGACCGGAUAAGUUCGGGUUUGGUGCGUUUGGGGACUGGGGUGUUAGAGUUUGCAGUUUUUUUCUUGCGCACCAACCAUGGAGACUCUCAGAAGUCUCCUCGCGAUCCUGUGCGUUUUCCUGGUUGAAGCCCAAACGCAACCUAAAGACAAAACCUUUUCGGAUUGUCCUGUUGACCUUUACUUCGUGCUGGAUACAUCUGAGAGUGUCGCGCUCAGACAGAAGCCUCCAGAAUUUUAUAUCGACCAGAUCAAAAACUUCACCAAGCUUUUCGUAGAUGAACUGCAGGACAAGCGCUACAAAUGUGACCGUAUCCUAACGUGGAACUCAGGAGCCCUGCACUACAGUGAUGAUGUCAUCAUUGUGCGCGGCCUAAGUGACAUGAAGACCCAACGCAUCGACCUCCAAAAAGACAUCGAUGGCAUCAAAUACAUCGGCAAGGGCACGCACACUGACUGUGCCAUCAGGAGAGGCCUCGCUGAGCUGCUCACUGGGGGUUCCUACUAUCAUGAGAACAAGUACAUCGUGGUGGUUACAGACGGUCAUCCCAUGACUGGUUACAAAGAGCCAUGCGGAGGUGUCGAGGAGGCUGCCAACGAAGCCAAGCACCAUGGGGUCAAAGUGUUCUCCGUUGCCAUCACACCUGACCAGGAGGACACCAGGCUGUCACUCAUCGCCACAGACCAGAACUAUCGACAGAACUUCACGGCUGCAGACGACUCCAGAUCCACCAAGAUCGGAACUAUUCGCACAAUCAUUGACAUUAUCACAAACGAGACAAAGGAUGUGUGUUGUUCUUUCGACUGCAACGCUCCAUCGGGGCCCAAAGGAGAUACCGGAGAAUCUGGUGCCACGGGAGAAAGAGGCAGACCAGGAAUGCCAGGAGAGAAAGGAGAGGCUGGCGAAGUGGGCAGUGUCGGCGAUGCUGGUCCUGUUGGUUACCGUGGAAUGAAGGGAGACCGUGGGGAUAGAGGAAUAAAGGGGGAUAGAGGAUUCAAAGGCUACAAGGGAGACAAAGGUCAAAGAGGAAACGAUGGAAUUGAUGGACGUAAGGGUGAGGCUGGUUUCCCUGGACUUCCAGGCUGUAAAGGAUCUCCCGGAGCAGAUGGCCAGCAGGGAGACGCGGGACCAAAGGGAGACCCUGGCUCUUAUGGACAGAAAGGAGCAAAGGGUGAUCCUGGUAGAGAUGGUGAACCAGGCAGACCUGGCAACUAUGGCUCCCUGGGACCUCAAGGUGAUCGGGGUCCUCGAGGACCCGAUGGGGACAAAGGAGAGCGCGGUGAUGAUGGGCUUCCUGGACAGGACGGGGAACGCGGAGACAAAGGCCAACCCGGAGAGAAAGGAGAGCAAGGUACGCGUGGAAACAGAGGUCCGAGGGGAGAGCCAGGUGAGCCAGGACCCCGCGGCGAGCAGGGGAGGGAGGGCACAACCGGCCCCAACGGAAGUCCUGGCGAGCCUGGCAGGGACGGGCCUCCUGGUUACAGAGGGGAUGAAGGCCCAGCUGGGCCAGAGGGACCUAAAGGACAGAGAGGAAUCAAAGGAGCUCCAGGAGACAGAGGCCCCAUAGGGAACAGAGGAGAAGAUGGAAACCCAGGAAAUGGUACAGCAGGUUGUCCUGGCUUCCAGGGUUAUCCUGGAUCCCGUGGAGACCCCGGUGAGCCGGGUGGCAAGGGGACUCCUGGACCCAAAGGAGAUGACGGAGACCCUGGUGAUUCAGGACUCGAUAACAAUCGUCCAGGGCCUGAUGGACCUAAAGGGGCCAAAGGUCACAGAGGACCUGAGGGCAGACCGGGACCACCUGGGCCUCCUGGUCCACCAGGAACUGAUGAAUGUGAAAUUCUGGACAUCAUCAUGAAGCUCUGCUCUUGUUGUGAGUGUAAGUGUGCACCUCUGGAUCUGGCUUUCAUUGUGGACAGCUCGGAGAGUAUCGGUGCCACAAACUUUGCUCUUGCCAAAGACUUUAUCAUUACAGUCAUAGACAGACUGAUCAAAGACCAGCACGUCAAGUUCGCAGCUAAUGAGUCCAAAGUAAGUGUGGUCCAGUACAGCGGUUUGGAAGCCCAAGAGGUCGUCCACCUGGGCGACAGCCUCACACAGUUUAAACAGGCGGUGAAGGACCUGAGCUGGCUGGCUGAGGCCACAUACACAGGCAAGGCCCUCGACUAUGCUCUGGAAAAGACGAUCAAAAUGAUGAGAGAGGACAACCGAGUGGUUCUCGUUCUCACCGAUGGACGCUCCGAUAUCUCCAGGGACACGACUCCCCUUAACGUGCUCUGCGGCAAAAACAUUAGGGUGGGCGGUUUGGGAGUUAAGGACUACUCAGGCCGCGAGCCCAACCAGGAGCAGCUUGAAGACGUGGUUUGUAAGAGUGACCCCAAACCGGGCUUCUCCUUUGUCCUGGAGAACUUCGCCGAGCUGCUGGACGACACCUUCUUGCAAAACCUUACGUCUAGAAUUUGUCAAGAUAAGAAAUGCCCAGACUAUAAAUGUCCUAUCUCUUUUGCAGAAAAUGCCGAUGUUUUUAUGAUGAUGGACAGCUCGGCCAGCGUGGGCCAGAAGAACUUUGAGACAAGCAAGGCCUUCGUCCAGCUCCUGGCCGAGCGUUUGCUGAGAGCCGAGAAAUCAAGGGGCGUGACCAUCAAGGCGGGCGUGGGCCAGUACAGCCGGAUCUCCCAGAUGGAGCAGGCCCUGACCUCCAACCUGACCCUGCUGUCCUCUCAGAUCGCCAAGGCCACCUUCCAGAACGACGUCACCGACCUGCUGGGGGCCCUGGAGUUUGCUGUUAGAAACCUGCGCAGCCGCGGGGAUUCGUCGGGAGGCAGGAAGAAGUUGCUGCUGUUCUCCGACGGCAGGUCUCAGGGAGCCACCGAGGCGGUGCUGGAGAAGCGUGUCCGUGAGAUGGCGGACGCCGGCGUGGACGUCUUCGUCAUCGCCGUCGGCAGCCAGGUGAACGAGGCCAAUCUGCGCAUACUGGUGAGCAAGGGGCGACUGGACGACAUCACCUACGCCGAGCGCCACCUGUUCCGUGUUCCAGACUACGCCUCUCUGCUCCGCGGGGUCUUCUAUCAAACCGUCUCCCACAGGGUGGCCAUGGGCUAAACGCCCAGCCCCACAACAACAGGACCAACACGCUUUAGUUUUUUAUUCCCAUUAUGAAUAUUCAGUCCCACUCAUAUACCAUACACUGUGUUCAAAUACGUUUUUUAAGGCAAUGUCACAAAGCGACAAAUGAUUGUGUGGCAAUAAAGGAAAUGUCUUUGUGUAAUGUCCUCUGACUUUUUACCCUCCAAGGUUUGUCAUCUCAGGCUGAGUACAGAUUUCAUGUUCAAUUGAUGUUUUAUUUUAAUUAGCACAUUAGCACAUAGCUUGUGGUAAUUUGUUCCUUGUGAGGAUAUUUUCUUCAGAAUCUCAUAUCAGAAGCGGUCACUCCAGUCCUGGAGCGCCAUCACAAAGGGCCACGUUUGAACUUAUUCCUAGCUUUAACAGGCUGAUUUCCACUCAGGUACAGUGUGAUCCAUCCCUGUCUCACUAUCAGCUUUGACCCACUAAUUCAGCUAAUUUAAGUUCAAAGGUACUCAUUGCUGCCUCUCAGGACUGGGUCUCCGGUUGUAGACCAGCUUAGGCUGGCUGUCUCUAAAUGAAUAUAAACCAGAGGGCUGGAUUGUGUUUGAGUUGUCCAAUGUUUAAGUGAUUUGGAGAUUGUGACAUAUUCCAAGAUGAACAUCACUUGAAAGUUUUAUUAAUGUACCAGCCCGACAGAAGAAAACAGGAUGUAACACCAGGCAGUCUCUAAAACAAAGCCCAUCAGGACAUCACCUGCUUCUACAGCUGGACUCAGCAUGACUUACAUGUACAUGUGUGGUGGUGGUGAGGUGAUCUUUGUGUGAAGCCUUAGGCGGUGGUCCCAUAAACAGGGGUCUCCAGUUUAAAACACAGAAACAUGUUCUUUAUUACCUGUGUGGCAGAGAAGCCGUCAAACACACACUGAUGCGUUUUGGUGAUGAUGAAACAUCUGCAAUAGUUGAAGCUUGCUUACACACACACACACACACACACACACACACACACACACACACACACACACACACACACACACACACACACACACACACGUCAGUUGUUAUUUUGAGUCUCGUCAUAUGUGGGCCGUCUGUCCUGGUGUUAUACCUGUGGUGCUAUUAGUCUCAUUGUAUCUGCUCGUACCCAUGUUGUUAAAGACCUUGUUACCUGAGGAAACAGCCAACUCAAAACUGUUGGAACAGCUCCUUCAAUAAAGGUUGCUACACCAAA
Messenger RNA from Betta splendens (Siamese fighting fish), 4400 nucleotides. It is a transcript of the gene col6a1, whose product is annotated as collagen, type VI, alpha 1. The transcript has 35 exons. The record is from RefSeq and is a predicted model, not a curated record. Lineage: Eukaryota; Metazoa; Chordata; Actinopteri; Anabantiformes; Osphronemidae. Bases 189 to 3209 code for a protein of 1006 amino acids.